Messenger RNA from Dermatophagoides farinae (American house dust mite), 2803 nucleotides. RefSeq names its product ATP-binding cassette sub-family G member 1. Gene Ontology annotation, molecular function: ATP hydrolysis activity; ABC-type transporter activity; ATP binding. NCBI's taxonomy places the organism in Eukaryota, Metazoa, Arthropoda, Arachnida, Sarcoptiformes, Pyroglyphidae. Gene Ontology annotation, biological process: transmembrane transport. Gene Ontology annotation, cellular component: plasma membrane. The record is from RefSeq and is a predicted model, not a curated record.
CUGUUGAUGAAUCGAUCGAUCUCUAUCGAUCUGGUUAAUGAUAAUGAUGAUGAUGAUUCGUAAUAAUAUCAUAUAUCAUAUGGCUAAGAAUGAAUGGUUUCCAAGUGACCAUUGAUCAAUAAUAGUCACAAUUUUUUACACAACAAACACACCAAUUGAUCGAUCUUUAGUAUCCAUGGUAUCAUUAUAAAAUAAAAAACCUUGAAAAAUUUAAAAUCAAGUUUAAAAUAAAAUCAUCUACAAUGAAAAUUCAUUGUUGAAAAAACGCCAUCAUUCAAAUUAUAAUGGCUCAAGUGGAUGAACAAUCCGUCAUGAUGGAACAUGAUGUGGAUGCUGAAUCCAUUGUGAGUAAUCCAGUCACUGGCAAUCGCCAGAUAAACAUCCAAAUCGCUAACAAUCAACAGCUUUCGGCUCAAUCAAAAACUGCGCCCAGUCUUUUCCGGCAAAGUCAUCUCGAUUCAUCCAUAAAUGAUUCAAGCGAUGGUGUCAUAACGGUCAUGUGGCGUAAUCUGGUCUACUCAGUCCAGAGGAAACAAUUGAAUCUCUCCAAUUGUUUCCAUGGUGGCUCACCAAUGACCAGCCAGAAGCGAACCAUACUAAAAGGAAUAAGCGGCAGAUUCAGAAGUGGCCAUCUUACCGCUGUUAUGGGCCCUUCUGGAUCAGGAAAAUCUACAAUGCUCGAAUGUAUCGUUGGAUUUCGGAAAAAAGGAUUGUCGGGCAAUGUGACUGUGGCCUGCGAUCAGUCUGACCAUGGUCUCGACAAUGUUCGAGUAGCACUCAUAUCACAAACUGACUAUCUGAUCGAGGCGUUCACCGUUCGUGAGAUGUUGGUCUAUGCAUCACGACUCAAAAAUCACGCUCGGCAGAUACCGAUCGAACAGGAACAGCAAUUGGAACAAGUGGUGGCAACAGUAAGCGACGGUCAAAUCGGUGGAAAUAGUGCCGAAACGAAUGAUCACAAUGGCUCGAAAAACACACUGAUUGAGCCGCGACGAAGAAAGUCAAGCAAUUAUCAUCAUCAGCUGGCCCUCAAUGUUAUCCACCGACUUGGAUUGGAUGUUUGUACCGACACUAAAGCUGCCAAUUGUUCGGGUGGCCAGAAAAAACGCAUUUCAAUCGGCGUCGAAAUGAUAUCCAAACCCAACAUACUGAUUUUGGAUGAACCAACCAGUGGUUUGGACAGUUCAGCUUGCUUUCAGACCGUUUCGGUUAUGCAAGGAUUGACCAAAGAUCCGCACUAUCCAACCGGUGUUGUGUGCACGAUCCAUCAGCCGUCGGCUCGUGUUUUCAAUCUGUUUGAUCACAUUUACAUCAUCUCUUACAAUGGUUAUUGCAUCUAUGAGGGAACACCCCAGCAUAUGCUAGAUUAUCUGUCCAACGUUGGUCUGGUUUGCCCUCAAUUUCAUAAUCCAGCCGAUUUUAUCGCUGAAGUAGCUUCUGGUGAAUACGGCCAUGAUGAAGUACAACGAUUGAUCGAAGUCAAAGAACGAAACGAUCUUCGAUUACCAGACGAUCAGGUUGGAUCUGAUCUAAGCUUGGCACAAUAUUCGUCGCAAAUUCACUAUCCGACUUUUCUACACAUUUGGAUUUUGUUGCAACGAACCACCAAGCAAAUACUGCGGGAUCCGAUGCUCAACUGGCUUCGACUUUUCUCUCACGUGAUUACCGCCAUCUUCAUUGGAUUGUUGUAUGGCACUGAGGUGGGUGAACCGGCCCUCUGUCCACCUUUAGAAUCGCCUCUCAACGACUUGGAACGAUUCUCAGAAUAUCGAGCCAAGUAUCAGGCCGAUUUGAUCACUAGCACCGAGAAUCUGGCCUUCAUAUUCUUUACAUUGAUGUUUACGUUGUUUGGAGCCAUGAUGCCCAUUAUCAUGACAUUCCCAGCUAAUCUAAACGUUUUGAAAAAAGAAAAGAUCAACGGAUGGUAUAGUCUGGCUGCCUAUUACACAGCUUUGUCGUUGGCCGAAAUUCCGUUCCAAAUUUGUUUUCCGACAUCGUUUGCCGUUAUUGGUUACAUAAUGACUGGACAAACCAUGACCGUGGAACGAUUCGGCUUGUUUCUACUCAUUAACAUACUGAUGGCAUUCGCUGCCCAAAGUCAAGGAUUGUUGAUCGGUGGCUUGUUUAUGUCGGAUGCAAGUGCAGCUGUUUUCCUGGGCCCAAUCACCACCGUACCGAUCAUGCUGUUUGGUGGCUUUUUCGUCCGUAUUUCAACCCUUCCUAGCUAUCUGAAGGUGUUUGGCUACACAUCUUACUUGCGAUAUGCAUUCGAAUUGAUGAUAAUGACCCUUUAUGGUUUAGAUCGAUGCAAAUUGGAUCCAGAACAGUUGGCAAUGAAUGCAACGGCUGAGAAACCUGAAUGGAUUGGCAUGGCGACCAUGAUUCUGGGUGAAGGAGGCGAACAAUUUAUUGAUGGCUUUGCACGAAGUCUAGGCGGUACUUUCGAUCCAAGUUCUGGUAAAAAGUAUGCCUCAUCCUUAUUGGAUCAGUUCGACGUAGAUGAAGAUUACUUUUACAGCCACUUUGCCAUUAUGUUACUAUUCAUACUCAUUCUGCGAUUGGCCACCUAUUUUGUUGUUGCUAUCAAGAUCAACAAACGCGACUGAGCAUCAACCUACACCUGAAUAACAACAAUAUAUUCAUUUGCAAUAGCAAACAUUGAGAAGAUUAACAUUCAAAUUCUUUCACAUUGGCUUAGUCCAACUAAUGGAAUGCAUUGUAUCCAGAACAAUAAAACGACAAAGGAAUGUGUGUGUGGCCAUUCAUUAUGGCAUCAAUCAAACUGAUGAUCCAUGACCAUGUU